CCUGGCUAAGGUUGCCUGACGCGAGGAGGAGUUCGCUAGCUGUGCGCUGUCCGCAUUCCCUGGCAACAGCUGUCUGAGCGAAGGGAGAAUGCCUGUGGCUUCGAAACCGUUGCCGGAGCCGAGGUCUGCCCCGCUCCAUGCCCUGCUACUGCAGAGUUACCUGCGGCUGCUCAAGGAGCGUCCGGUGCUCACCAAGGCGCUUACUAGUGCUAUUCUGUCUGCAUUGGGAAAUCUUUUAUCUCAAAACAUAGAGAAGCGAAAGAGAGGACAGAAAUCCUCAAGGAACGUUGACCUGGCUGGACCUCUUCGGUUUGGCGUAUAUGGUUUCCUCUUCACAGGCCCAUUGUCCCACUAUUUCUACUUGUUCCUGGAGCAGCUGGUCCCUUCCUCGGUCCCACUAGCUGGAUUCCGCCGUCUCCUGCUGGAGCGUUUAAUCGUAGCACCUGCUUUCCUGCUACUCUUCUUCUUUGUGAUGAAUGUUCUGGAGGGUAAGGACUUGGCCACACUGAAUCAAAAGCUGAAGGAUGGCUACUGGUCUGCGCUUAAGAUGAACUGGAAAGUUUGGACGCCCUUUCAGUUCAUCAAUGUGAACUAUAUCCCAGCACAGUUUCGAGUCUUGUUUGCAAACUUGGUGGCUUUCUUCUGGUAUGCGUACCUGUCCUCGGUCCGGAAGUGACCAUGAAACCUCUGGACAGAGACUAUGAAACCCAAAAUGGACACUGAGAAAAACAAAGGCAGCUCAGUGAAGUGAAUGCCAGACAGAUUAAACUCUCAGCUCUAACUGCAGUAACAAAGAUGAUGCUCAGGAUAAAGAGUACACACUGGUAAUUGCAUUUAAUUACGCCACUAAAAUAUAGUACACACAUUUUAAAGCCAAUCGGUUUUAUAUGGGGUCUGCUACAAAAACACCUAGGGUGGGUCUACAGACUGAAUGUAGUCAUAAAAAGAAACUAUUUUUUAUUAAGUCAUUCUUAGGUUAUGGAUAUCUUGAAUAAGUACUACAAAUGAAAGGGUGAUUUAGGAGCAUCUGUUACAUUGUGUUGAGGAUCUCAGAGAAGUAAUUUUAUCUGUGUGACCCACACUGUGAAACUUCCAGGUUGUUUAGUACAUAUAUCUAAUAUGUGGAUUAAUAUGGCAAUGGUAGGAAAGAGUUUAGAACAAAAACACACAGGAUCGUGAUGAAACUCUAAUGCUUUUGUGCCUAAUGUAACUGAAAACAAAUUUAUUAUAAUAUGGAUUAAUAAAAAUUAAUCUUCACAGAAAAA
Molecule: messenger RNA, 1265 nt
Organism: Spea bombifrons (plains spadefoot toad)
Lineage: Eukaryota; Metazoa; Chordata; Amphibia; Anura; Pelobatidae
Gene: PXMP2
Product: peroxisomal membrane protein 2
Exons: 5
Coding region: 89-676 (195 amino acids)
Cellular component (GO): cytoplasm; membrane
Source: RefSeq, a predicted model, not a curated record